Molecule: messenger RNA, 1065 nt
Organism: Penicillium cinerascens
Lineage: Eukaryota; Fungi; Ascomycota; Eurotiomycetes; Eurotiales; Aspergillaceae
Product: MBL fold metallo-hydrolase
Exons: 3
Coding region: 1-1065 (354 amino acids)
Source: RefSeq, a predicted model, not a curated record
AUGACGCGCGUCAAUCCUGAUUUCCCUGUGCCAGCAGGCAGCCAGACAGUACAAGUCCGUAUCAUUGACUCCACAUCGAGGAUUGAUAACCUGGAAUUGAGCUUUUUGAUGGAACCAGCUAUUAAUGGCUUUAAGUACAUGCCAACUAUGCCAUCUUGGUCAUUCCUCAUCGAGCAUCCUUCAGGCGAAAAGGCACUAUUCGAUCUAGGAGUCCCGAAAUCAUGGAAAUCUUUCCCCCCUGGCGCCGUGGGGCAUAUCGAUGGUCUCGGCUGGGAUAUCAGAGUCGACAAGGAGGUCAUCGAUAUCUUGUCGGGGGAUGGAGUGCAGCCAGAAGAGAUAUCCAGCAUUAUCUGGAGUCACUGGCAUUGGGAUCAUACCGGAGAUCCAUCCAGGUUCCCGGCAAGUACGGAGCUGGUGGUUGGCCCAGGGUUCAAAGAUGCAUUCUUGCCUGCAUAUCCUGAAGGGCAAAAUUCCCCCAUUCGACAGAUCGAUAUCAGUGGAAGGUCUUUGCGUGAGAUAGACUUCGAAAAGGAGAGUGUUCAACUUGGCCGCUUCCGGGGAUUUGACUUCUUUGGUGAUGGCUCAUUCUAUGUUCUCGAUACACCUGGCCAUGCAGUUGGACAUCUAGCUGCCCUCGCACGAACUACUGUCGAUCCCGACACCUUCAUCUUCAUGGGCGGCGACCUCUGCCACCACAGCGGUGAAAUCAGGCCGUCCAAGCAUCUUCGCAUUCCCAAGGAAGUAACCAUAGAUACACCACGAGCCGCACUACCCUGUCCUGGGGCUAUUUACGAACAGCUGCAAAUACAGCGACAAAGGGCUCCGGACGAGCCGUUUUUUGAGCCCACCAUGGGUCUCGAUAUACCUGAGACCAUCGAGACGAUUAAGAAAACACAGGACGCAGACAAAGAGGACAAUGUGUGGUUUAUAUAUGCCCAUGAUCCAAAGUUACACGGGGUGGUUGAUCUCUUCCCUCAGUCUGCCAAUGACUGGAAAAUAAAGAAUUGGCGAGACGAAACAUUAUGGGCUUUCUUGCAAGACUUUGAAGCGGCUGUCGGCAGAUAG